Molecule: messenger RNA, 1614 nt
Organism: Miscanthus lutarioriparius
Lineage: Eukaryota; Viridiplantae; Streptophyta; Magnoliopsida; Poales; Poaceae
Source: the annotation of a GenBank genome assembly
AUGGGGCUCAGCGGUGGUAGGGGGCUCGAUGCUGGACUCGACACGGAGGCCCUCCCCCUCCACAGGAGCGAGUACCUCUCGGCCCGGGACGCGAACGGCCACGGCACGCACACGGCGUCUACCGCGUCGGGCUCCGCCGUGGACGCAGCCAGCUUCCACGGCCUCGCGGCGGGCGUUGCGCGCGGCGGCGCGCCGCACGCCCGCAUUGCCGUGUACAAAUCACUCUGGCUCACAGAGGACGGCAAUGGCCGUGGCAGCGAGGCGAUGCUGUCCCUUGGUGCCGUCGCCGAUUCCCAGGACUCGUUCGCCGCCCUGCAUGCGGUUCAGAAGGGGAUCACCGUCGUGUUCGCCGGCGGGAACAACUGUCCGAGGCCUCAGUCCGUUGCGAAUAAUGCUCCGUGGGUCAUCACCGUGGCCGCGAGUACGAUUGAUGAUCGCUCGUUUCCAACGGUCAUCACGCUGGGAGACAAGCAGCGGAUAGCGGGACAAUCUCUGUACUACCAAGAGAAGAACUCAACCGGGAGCAGUUUCAGAGGCCUUGCCGUUGCAGGCCUCUCUCCGGUGGCAAAGAUUGGACCAGCACGUAGCGUUGCAGGUAAAGGGUUACUGGCUCCCAAAGUCGCAGCCUUCUCCUCCAGAGGUCCAUCCAUCGACUACGCUGAUGUUAUCAAGCCUGACAUAGCUGCACCUGGAGCUAGCAUCUUAGCAGCAAUGAGAGACUCCUAUAAGUUUGACACAGGGACAUCAAUGGCUGCUCCACACACUGGUCUCCUGCUGGCGCUCAAAUCUGCUAUUGUCACCACUGCAUCUGUGACUGACGAACACGGCAUGCCCAUACUGGCUGAAGGGUUGCCUAGGAAGAUUGCUGACCCAUUUGACUAUGGAGGUGGCCACAUCAACCCUAACAGAGCAGCAGAUCCUGGCCUGAUUUAUGACAUCGAUCCAAUCGAUUACGACCAAUUCUUUCGCUGCAGUAUCGACACAUCCGUUAGCUGUAAUGCAACAUCGGUGCCAGGGUAUCUCUUGAACCUGCCAUCCGUCUUGGUUCCAAAUCUGAGGUAUCCAGUUACCGUGCCGAGAACUAUCACAAAUGUUGGUGAGGUCGAUGCAGUUUACCACGUCGUUGCGGUUGAGAGCCCUGCAGGAGUCGAGAUCGAAGUUGAGCCGUCGGUUCUUGUGUUCAAUGCUGCAAACAAGGUUCACACAUUUCGGAUCAAGUUAUCACCUAUGUGGAGGUUACAAGGGGAUUACACAUUUGGCAGCCUUACGUGGUACAAUGAUCAUAGGACAGUGCGCAUUCCAGUUGCAGCCCGGAUCACGAUUCAUGAUUUCUUUGCAGAUGUUUGCCCAUGGAGAAGUACCCCGCCCCUCCCGCUGCACGAAGCCGACCCCGCGGCCGUCGCGCGCAUGCUCGCCAAGAUGGUGAAGCCGAAGAAGGUCGGCGUCAUGGUCAAGGAGGGUGGGGGCACCGAGGUGUUCAUCGUCGAGAAGCCCAUCCACGGCAGGGAGCAGGUUCUUUCAGCGCCGGUCACCCGCUUCGCGGCUCUCGUGAGGGAGGAGGAGGAGGCGGCGGCUGAGGAGGCUCCACAGGCCGUCGACGGCGUGGCCCCGUAG